Diaporthe citri is the source of this 1209-nucleotide messenger RNA. RefSeq lists its product as uncharacterized. The coding region runs from base 1 to 1209 and encodes 402 amino acids. Gene Ontology annotation, molecular function: protein binding. The record is from RefSeq and is a predicted model, not a curated record. Lineage: Eukaryota; Fungi; Ascomycota; Sordariomycetes; Diaporthales; Diaporthaceae. The transcript has 2 exons.
AUGGCGGGCACCGCUGGUAAACCAUUCCGUUUUCUCGACCUCCCGAUCGAAGUCCGGAACGCGAUUUACCAUGUUGUUCUCUGCGAGCCUCCGCCUGCGAAGCUGCGCCGUGUCGAGCAGGCCGACCUUCUCUGGCUACCUGAAGGCAUGGCAACGAUCACACAUCCGAGCGAGAUGCAAAUCCUCCAGGCCAGCCGCCAAGUCCACGCGGAAGCUAGAGAUGUCAUGCUCCGCGGCAAUCAGUUCAUUCGAAUCCGCGCUCGAGGCGUGGGCCAAGUGAUCAAGGGUUUCUUGCUCGCCAGGCAAAUUCCCAUUGUUCGCACUACUGCACUCUCAAGGGACAGAUUCCAGGGCUACGUCAUGACACACUCUAUCGAAUUGACGUCCGAUCGGCCUGAGGAUUUCCCUGGGCCUAAGCAAGACACCGACGUUGACCUGGUCAUCCUGCAUCGUGACCUCGAUCUAUUCUGCGAAGCCCUUGCCACCAGGGGUACUUUAAUGGUCAGGGGGUUCGGCAGUCUGACCAAACAUAACCUGACUAUUCACAAUCCCUUUGACUCUACUCUGAGCCCGGGUUUCAUGGGCGAGAAGAACCAGGAGCGGCUCCUUCAGCCCUAUCGCCACCAUUUGCGCGGGUUCUCCCACUUCUCGGUUGAUGGCAACCUCUCCGCCUCUUUGGCAGAGUCUGUGAAAAAGGCCGUUGCCGAAGAGAAUCUUCCCGAGCCCGAAGAGGUCGUAGCCGAGUUCAAACGAAGCAAAGAUCUAGGCAACCGCUUCUUCAGGCAGAAAGAGUUCCACAAGGCUGCGGAAGCAUACACUACAGGCUACAUCAAGGUCGCGCUCAUCAGGAACGGCAAUAUCUGGCCACAAAACAUCCUAGUCUUCCUCCGGGAGACGUCAGAGUCCGACCAGACCAAGAUCCAGUACUACUGCGGCAAGGCCGACUACCAUGUCAAGUCGGCCAUGGCAGCCGGGGACAACUUCACGACGGACUGGCGCCCGAGCUUGCAGCAGAUGGCGAAGCUGUCGUUCCGGGCCGCGUCGAUAGAGCGCGUGCUGGGCAACAUGGACGCCGCUAAAUCACUGAUAGAUAUUGCGCGCCAGCAGGCGCCUAGCGACCCCGUGAUCAGGGCGCGAGGCGGAGGAAAUCGAGGGCCUGAUGCGCUCGCAGGCGGGGCUCGGGCGACUGUUGCUCUGAGUUGGCUGUGA